GUCGGAGCCUUCAACACCUAAACACCUGGAUCUCUAACCAAACGAUAUGGAUAACCGCAGUUUGCUGCUGAGGCUUUCGAUUGUGGUGGCACUGGUUCUGCUGCUCAUCUGCGUACCGGAAACGGAUGCGGGAGGUCACCAGAAGAAGAAAAAAAUCGUUAUCCACGUGCCAAUUCACAAGAAAAUAGAGAAGCACAUACACACGGUGGUGAAACAUGUACACCACCACCACAAGCCACUCGUUCUGAAGGAGGAGAAAAAAGUAAUCCACGAGGACCAUCGGCCCAUCCAGAUCCACCAGACUAAGGAGCAUAUACACCACCACGAAAAGCACGAUCAUCACGACCACCACGAUCACCAUGAUCACCACGAGCACCACCACCCACUCCAGACGCCGGUGGCACCUCCUGUUCUCCCAGAACUCGAAGAGGAGGAGGAGCACAUUCACCACCACCAUAACUACGAGCACAGGGGUGGAUUGAGGGACGACUUUAUCGGCGGCGAUGGAAGCAGCAGCGAGGAGCGCUGA
This is a messenger RNA of Drosophila eugracilis, 529 nucleotides long. RefSeq lists its product as uncharacterized. Bases 47 to 529 code for a protein of 160 amino acids. The transcript is spliced from 3 exons. NCBI's taxonomy places the organism in Eukaryota, Metazoa, Arthropoda, Insecta, Diptera, Drosophilidae. The record is from RefSeq and is a predicted model, not a curated record.